CUGGAAGUUACAGAGUAGAACCCAAAAAACAAAUCUAUAUGGUUCGGCAUUUCGCCUGAGGAGAAGGACUUCCACAUACCUUGGCAAAGAGUUCUCGUCUUCCAAAACAUAAGGGGAUACAAACAAAAAAUUUAACAGCGGAAGGGGAGAGAUUCUCUUGAAGGGCAGAGGCUGUUGCUGGGGAGGCUAUGACGAUGGAUACAGAAAAAAGAAAAAGGAAAAAAAAAACACGACAACACAAAAGAACAACCUGUUAAUACUAAGAGAGAUGGCUGGACCGCAGCUGAAGGAAGCCACACCACAGUGCACAGGAAAAUUUCAAGAGCCAAUACAAGCCUUUCGCAUGGAUUUGAUCAAAAACAUAAAAGAAAUGCUGAUGUACGGCUUUAGGUGUACUUAUUUGUACAUCAAGUUGCUGUUCAUUGGCAGUACAGCAGGAGGGAGUGUGUGGAAUGAGCCCACAGUGGCUUUGAGUGCCAGCUACUGUGACACGCUGGGAGAGCGAGCGAGCGAGCAACAGAGAGAGAGAAAGAGAGAGAGAGAGAAACUGCAGCAGAUCUGGAUCAGAUAGCAAAGACAGAGAGAAGGGGAAAGAGGGGAAAGCCAAAUGUUUUCUUUAAAAAAGGAGAAAAACGCUCAAAAAGGCUUCAAACUACAACACGAGCACACAUCUUUACUGAGCUCCAAGGCAGGAGUUAAGGGCUAAAGAGCACCCAUGUGGUUUUCAUGCUGGGAAAUUGUUACUUAGCCACCUGUUCCAAGCCAGAGGUACUGGUACUGCUGGUGGGGGCGACUUUUUUUCUUCGAUUAAUAUUUUUGGAAAGCAAAAGAACAAAUGAGCCAAGAGGAGUAGGAGAACCGUUGGAGAGCGACAGCGUCUGGAGAGCUCGUCCGGGCACGCACCGGGCGAGAAGCCGCAAGGCGAGGAUUGAUGGAGAUGAAGAAGUUUAAGGGGGUUGUAAGCUUUUGCCUCAGACGGCUGGAAUGGCUUUGCCCGUAGCUGUCUGAAAAGUGAGGAGCCCGAAAGCCGCGUGGAAAAUGUUCAGGUUUGGCUAGCGGGGAAGAAGGGGAUAACAGAAAUAAAUCCGUGAGUGCGAGACCGAGGAGAGACUCGCAGGCCCAAGCCAACCACCUGCAGCCAGGACGUCCGAGUGCAGUAAUACACAGGAUCUUAUUUUUGAAUGUUCUGGUCAGCACUAAGCAGGGACACAGGACUGCAAACCGUUCUGGCUCGCUCCUCCGGCUCCACAGAGGGAUGAGCGCAGGCAGAAUCAACCGCUACAGCAUAGUGUCCUCAGAAGAAGACGGGCUGAGGUUGGCCACCAUGCCAGGGGUCAACGGCUUCGGCAACGGCAAAAUCCACACCCGGCGGAAGUGCCGCAACCGCUUCGUGAAGAAGAACGGCCAGUGCAACGUGCAGUUCGCCAACAUGGACGACAAGUCCCAGCGCUACAUCGCCGACAUCUUCACCACCUGCGUCGACAUCCGCUGGCGGUACAUGCUGCUGAUCUUUUCCUUGGCCUUCCUGGUUUCCUGGCUGGCCUUCGGCCUGGCGUUCUGGCUCAUUGCGCUCAUCCACGGAGACCUGGAAAACCCCACAGGGGACGAAAACUUCAAGCCGUGCGUACUGCAGGUCAACGGUUUCGUCGCCGCCUUCCUCUUCUCCAUCGAGACACAGACCACUAUUGGCUAUGGGUUUCGCUGCGUCACUGAGGAAUGUCCUAUUGCGGUGUUCUUGGUGGUGUUUCAGUCUAUCGUAGGGUGUAUUAUCGACUCUUUCAUGAUAGGUGCAAUAAUGGCGAAAAUGGCACGGCCCAAGAAAAGAGCCCAGACCUUACUCUUUAGUCACAAUGCUGUAAUAGCCAUGAGGGAUGGCAAGCUGUGUCUCAUGUGGCGAGUUGGGAAUCUCCGAAGGAGCCACAUCGUGGAAGCUCACGUCAGGGCUCAGUUAAUUAAGCCACGGAUCACAGAGGAAGGGGAGUACAUACCACUAGACCAAAUAGAUAUCAACGUUGGCUUUGACAAAGGGUUAGACCGGAUUUUCUUGGUUUCUCCCAUAACAAUCCUUCAUGAAAUCGACGAAGAAAGUCCCCUUUUUGGCAUCAGCAAGCAAGAUCUGGAAACGGCCGACUUUGAAAUUGUUGUCAUACUUGAAGGGAUGGUGGAGGCCACUGCCAUGACCACCCAGGCGCGGAGCUCGUACCUGGCUGCGGAGAUUCUCUGGGGCCACCGGUUUGAGCCUGUCCUGUUCGAGGAGAAAAACCAGUACAAAGUAGACUACUCCCACUUUCAUAAAACUUAUGAGGUGCCGUCAACUCCUCGCUGCAGUGCCAAGGACAUGGUGGAGAACAAAUUCCUGGUUCCCAGUACCAACUCCUUCUGUUACGAGAACGAACUUGCUUUUAUGAGCAGGGAUGAAGAGGAGGACGAAGACAGCAGGGUGUUGGAUGACCUGAGUCCAGACAGCCGACAUGACUUUGACAGACUACAAGCCACCAUAGCACUGGAUCAGAGGUCAUACCGUAGGGAAUCUGAGAUAUGACCUCUGAUCCUUGACCUUUUGUCUGCUUUUGGGUUUGUUUUCAUGAAUAAAUGCAGAACAAUGCAAGUGCCAUAGGAAAACUUAACUACUGUAAUAGCGUUGCAAGGUCAAGAGAGACAAGCAACAGCAGAAAGCUGGGUGGGGUCUCUGGUAACCCUAGAAGUAUAAGCAGAAAUGUUGAGGCAAAUGAGAUCAACAAAUGUUGAGGCAAGAAACAAAAUAAGGCAUCCUGAAAAUAUAAUCAGGACUGUCUGAAACACAGAAAAUGGUUAGAGAAAGGCCCUUUCUCUUCAUAAAAACUUGAAUAUUUUCUUUUUACAUACAGUAGAUGGAGCUGAAAGCUUUAAUUGAUACAUUACAAACAAUAGGUGAUAAAGAAAGAAACCAUUUCACAUUAAGGUGUAAAUAGAUUGCAAAAUUAUGUUACAAUUAGUGCAGACAUUGAUUUAUCAAUGGGUAUAGGAAAAACUGCAAGCUUUUUCUGCCUGCUCUUUGUUUUGUUAAGAGUGAAAACAGUACUGCCAGACUGAAGACCUGUGUUGGGCCUAUCCAUGUGGAAUAAUUAGCUAUUCAUAACAGAAUCCUUGAUUUAUUGCAGCGAAUGUUCUGGGAAUUGCACUACCAGUAGUAUUAGCUACUGUACCAGCAGACAGAUCACCGAAAAAACUUAUGGAUAUUCGUCAUCAAGCAUACUUUACUGUAUACUAUGCUACCUUAUGGGUGCACAGAUAGAAACACUUCUAAAUAACAAAAUUGAAGGGGAGGCAUGAAAGUGGGCCUGGCAAGCACAAUCACAUUAAUCAAGGACUUCAAGCACUAAAAUGUCAUUUGCACUACAGUUUUAAGGAGAAUAAUUGCAUAUGUUGUUCUCUCAGAAGAACAACACGUUCCGUUUAUUUUGAGUCCCCAAAUGAAGAACAUGAGCUGGGUGGUACCGGGUGCCUGUAAGAAGGACUCACUUGACUUCCCUUUCUUUUUAUCAGGCAAAGAAAAACAAACAUCUGUUCUCUGGAAGGUGGCACCAUGAAAUGGUUUGAGUGCUAUAGGCCAAAUGGUGCCUGAGCUCCAUCAGUAUGGUCGCUCAGACCCAUUCAGGUCUUUCAAUUAAGAGGAAGGGUUUUGUUAACAAGGAUGCUUUUUAGUGAGACAAAAUAUUGAAAAAAAAUCAAAUCAAUAUUUAACUCUAUCUCAUGAAGGGGACAAAAUUGUCCUAGAGGGCAAGCAUCUUUGCAGGUUUUCUAGGUCUCUUCCAAGCACCAGCUCCUGAAGAGCUGGGAGGAGGUAUUAUAUUUGUCUCAUUAAGCUAAUAAUGAGACGAUUUAGAGCUGUAAUGGAAUGAAAACCUGCGGACACAUCACCCCACUUGAACCAGGGCUGCCCAUCCCUGCCUAACCCCUUAAAAGAGCAAAUAAAUACCAUAUAUGGAAGGAGACAAAGGGAGAUUCCACUCAUUCAAUUCUUACAAAUUAAAAUGUCAUCCAUAUACAGUAUCUAUGCACAUGAAUUUUCAAAGAUUAGUUUCCAAGCUCUAAAUAAAGUAACAAAUAUUUCGCUUAAGCUACACAGCAUGUAACCAGAUUUGUUCUGGCUAAAACAAAUCACUACUUCUAAAUAAAUCAAAGAAUAAACCUAUCAAUACAAAUUCAAUAACUUCUUAAUACUAUAAAGCAACUUGUACUAAUGAUCUAAUGAAUACAGAACGGAGAAAUUACACAGAAGAGGUUCCAGGUUAUCCUGAAAAUAGACUGAUUAUAAAAGUGAAAGUACACAGGAUUAAUGCCUUUACAAGAUUUUUUGUAAUCAAAAGGACACGUACCUUCAGAUAGCCACAACCAAAGACAAAAUCAUGACAAAUGAUGACAUUUUGGACAAAAUCAUGAGAAAUAAAACUAAAACUGGGGAAUAAUAAUUUGAGGAAAAAUAAUUACAAAGCAUAGCUGAGUUAAAGAAGGCAGGCCAGUGGCUAAGAAAAAGAAGUGACAAUAUCUAUCAGCAUGAAGGCUGUUUACAUUUGCAGGCUCAUAAAAUCACUCUUCAUCAUCACAUUAGUUAGUGGACAGAAAAACUUUGAAAUCAGGCAGUUUUUUUCCCUAAUCAGAUCAGUGGGAGG
Messenger RNA from Lepisosteus oculatus (spotted gar), 4652 nucleotides. RefSeq names its product potassium inwardly rectifying channel subfamily J member 12a (gene kcnj12a). Gene Ontology annotation, molecular function: inward rectifier potassium channel activity. Lineage: Eukaryota; Metazoa; Chordata; Actinopteri; Semionotiformes; Lepisosteidae. Gene Ontology annotation, cellular component: plasma membrane. Gene Ontology annotation, biological process: regulation of monoatomic ion transmembrane transport; potassium ion import across plasma membrane. The record is from RefSeq and is a predicted model, not a curated record.